This is a messenger RNA of Talpa occidentalis (Iberian mole), 918 nucleotides long. Its product is annotated as olfactory receptor 9G9-like. The transcript has a single exon. The record is from RefSeq and is a predicted model, not a curated record. NCBI's taxonomy places the organism in Eukaryota, Metazoa, Chordata, Mammalia, Eulipotyphla, Talpidae. Gene Ontology annotation, cellular component: membrane. Gene Ontology annotation, biological process: G protein-coupled receptor signaling pathway; sensory perception of smell. Gene Ontology annotation, molecular function: olfactory receptor activity; G protein-coupled receptor activity; odorant binding. Bases 1 to 918 code for a protein of 305 amino acids.
AUGGAGAGAAGCAAUCACACAGUCACAGACUUCAUCCUGGUGGGCUUCACAACAGACCCUGUGAUGCAGCUGGUCCUGUUCGUGCUGUUCCUCGGCGUCUACUCUCUCACCCUCGUGGGAAAUACCACCCUCAUGGUGCUCAUCUGCAAUGACUCCCGACUGCACACGCCCAUGUAUUUUUUCAUUGGCAAUCUGUCCUUUCUGGAUUUCUGGUAUUCCUCUGUCUACACUCCGAAGAUCCUAGUGACCUGCAUCUCUGAAGACAAAAGCAUCUCCUUUGCGGGCUGCGUAGCUCAGUUCUUCUUUUCUGCUGGGCUGGCCUAUAGUGAGUGCUACCUGCUGGCCGCCAUGGCUUAUGACCGCUAUGUGGCCAUCUCCAAACCCCUCCUUUAUGCUCAGGCCAUGUCCAUGAAGCUAUGUACAUUUUUGGUAGCAGCCUCCUAUCUUGGUGGCUUUAUUAACAGUUCCAUCGUUACUAAGAAAACUUUUUCCUUCAACUUCUGCAGUGGCAAUGUCAUUGAUGACUUUUUCUGUGACUUGCUUCCCCUGGUGAAGUUGGCUUGUGGCCAGAAGGAUGACUACCAUGCUUUAAUGUACUUUCAGCUGGCCUCCAAUGUCAUCACCCCCACUGUGUUCAUCCUGGCCUCCUACAUGUUCAUCAUCGCCACCAUCAUGAAAAUCCGCUCCACCCAGAGCCGUCUCAAAGCCUUCUCCACGUGCUCCUCCCAUCUGAUCUCUGUCACCUUGUACUAUGGCUCCAUCCUUUUCAUCUAUGCUCGUCCCGGCUCUAACUAUUCUAUGGGAACAGACAAAAUAGUUUCUACCUUUUACACCGUCGUGUUCCCCAUGUUGAAUCCCAUGAUCUACAGCCUGAGGAAUAAGGAUGUGAAAGAUGCUUUGAAUAAAAUUUUCAAAUGA